GGUGUAGACACACACACACGCACACAGACACACACACAAACACGUCCUGCGGUGGCUUUGCUGCAAGCGGACCCGUUCAGCAGACAUGCCCGGCAUCGCCUCCAAGCUGCAGCGCGACAGGGAGAGAGCGCGCGGCGCCGGCAGCAACGCGCGCGCGGCGAAGCACCUGAACCAGGACUUCGAGGCUCUGCGGCGGAGCUGCGUGGAGUGCGGGCGGCUGUUCGAGGACGAGUGCUUUGGGCCGCUGCCCUCCUCGCUGGGCUACGACGAGCUGGGCCCGGGUUCGUACAAAGUCCGCGGGAUCAGCUGGAAGAGACCCACCGAACUGUGCUCCAAUCCCAAGUUUAUAAUCGAAGAUGCCACCAGGACCGAUAUAUGCCAAGGAGCACUUGGUGACUGCUGGCUCCUGGCAGCCAUCGCCUCCUUGACCCUUAACAAGCAGGUGCUGUCACGUGUGGUCCCCCACGGCCAAAGCUUUGACCAGCAGUACGCUGGCAUCUUUCAUUUCGAGUUCUGGCAGUUUGGCGAGUGGGUGGAUGUGGUGGUCGAUGACCGGCUGCCCACCAGAGACGGGGAGCUGCUGUUCGUUCACUCGGCUGAAGGCUCCGAGUUCUGGAGCGCCCUGCUGGAAAAGGCCUACGCUAAGCUGAACGGGUGCUACGAGGCCCUGUCAGGAGGAUCCACAACAGAGGGGUUUGAGGAUUUCACUGGGGGCAUCGCUGAAAGGCAUGACCUGCAAAAGGAAGGGCCGCACCUUUUCAAGAUCAUCAAGAAGGCCCUGGACAGAGGUUCCCUCCUAGGGUGCUCCAUCAAUAUCACCAGCUCUGCAGACUCCGAGGCGGUCACAUCUCGUAAGCUGGUGAAGGGCCAUGCCUACUCGGUGACCGGAGCAGAGCGGGCUGAAUACAGAGGGGACACGGUGCAGCUGAUAAGGAUUAGAAACCCAUGGGGGCAGGUUGAAUGGAACGGAGCCUGGAGUGAUAAUUCCUCUGAGUGGCGCUAUGUGAGUAGUGAAGACCGGGCCAAGCUCACAAACCGCAGCGAAGAUGGCGAGUUCUGGAUGGCGUUUCCCGAUUUCCUGCGCCACUACUCGCAGCUGGAGAUCUGCAACCUCACACCUGACGCGCUCACUAGCGAUGAGUAUGAGAAAUGGGCAUUGACGGAGUUUGAGGACAGGUGGAGAAAGGGUUCAACGGCCGGGGGAUGCAGGAACUACAUAGACACAUUCUGGAUGAACCCCCAGUUUGUCAUAAAGCUGGAAGAGGAAGACGACGACCCCGAGGACGGCGAGGAGGGCUGCACCUUCAUGGUGGGCGUGAUGCAGAAGAACAAGCGCCGAAUGAGGAAAAUGGGGCAAGACUUGGAAACCAUUGGCUUUGCCAUCUACGAGAUGCCUGAGGAGUUCGCUGGCAGCAGACAAGUGCAUCUGAAGAAGAACUUCUUCAGGUGCAACUGUUCUGCGGCUCGCUCCGAGACCUUCAUCAACAUGCGAGAGGUGUGCAGCCGCUUCUGUCUCCCCCCUGGAGAAUACCUCAUUGUCCCCUCCACCUUCGAGCCCCACAAGAACGCAGACUUCUACGUGCGGGUGUUCUCUGAGAAGCAAGCCGAUUUCCAAGAGAUUGAUGACCCUGUAGACUGUCAUGUCAAGCAGAUUGACGUUGAUGAAGACGACAUCAGUGGAAGGUUUAAGAGCCUGUUUGGUAAACUAGCAGGACAGGAUUUGGAGAUUUCUGUCUUUGAACUACAGAGAAUUCUGAAUCGAGUGGUGUCGAGGCGCGAGGACAUCAAGACCACUGGAUUUAGUCUGCCAACGUGUCGCAACAUGGUCAAUCUGCUGGACAAAGAUGGAAGUGGCAAACUGGGACUGGUUGAGUUUAAGAUCCUGUGGACGAAGAUCGAAAACUUCCUGACUCUGUACAGAGCGAGAGAUGUCGAUAACAGUGGCUGCAUGAGUUCUACUGAAAUGCGCGUGGCGGUGGAGGAAGCAGGAUUCUCUCUGAACAAUACCCUUCACCAGAUAAUUGUGGCCCGCUACAGUGAUCCAAACCUCACCAUCGACUUUGACAACUUUGUUGGCUGUUUGAUCCGCUUGGAGUUAUUUUUCAGCACUUUUAAGACCCUAGACAAGGAUGAGUCUGGAGAAGUUGAGUUGAAUAUGAUGGAGUGGUUGAAUCUGACGCUGUUGUAGAGCAGCUCUGAUGCGCCACACAGCUGAAGAAUCUGAACAGAUGCCCAUCAGCUUCAUACUGUACACCUUAGGCGGGCUUCAUACUGGACCCUGCAUGUUCUUCAGUAGCUAUUAAAUAUGUAUUGUGUGCGUUGCUUGAUCAAGGGCUACUUUAUGAAGUUUCUUUUUGACUUAGUUGUCAUUUAAGCCAUAUAAAGAAGAAAAUAAAUAUGUUUCUGGUU
Lampris incognitus (smalleye Pacific opah) is the source of this 2409-nucleotide messenger RNA. Its product is annotated as calpain-2 catalytic subunit-like. The coding region runs from base 86 to 2188 and encodes 700 amino acids. The transcript is spliced from 21 exons. The record is from RefSeq and is a predicted model, not a curated record. Gene Ontology annotation, molecular function: calcium-dependent cysteine-type endopeptidase activity; calcium ion binding. Gene Ontology annotation, cellular component: cytoplasm. Gene Ontology annotation, biological process: proteolysis. Lineage: Eukaryota; Metazoa; Chordata; Actinopteri; Lampriformes; Lampridae.